Molecule: messenger RNA, 573 nt
Organism: Parascedosporium putredinis
Lineage: Eukaryota; Fungi; Ascomycota; Sordariomycetes; Microascales; Microascaceae
Source: the annotation of a GenBank genome assembly
AUGGCGGAUGUCUUUGAAGAGGACGAGGAGGAAGACGAAGACACCAGUAGCAACUCGAGCGAGUCGGUGAGCGACAAGGAUACUCCGCCCUCCGCAGUCUCGGAUCGCGACGAGUUUCUACCAGGAACUCUCUCGGAACCGCAGCCAGAUGCCGAGGUUGAGGUCACGCAACUGUAUAGUGUAUCGCCGGCGGUCUCGCAGCAGCCUAGCCCCGCGCUCACAGGGUUAGACCCCACGCAGCUGCAAUCACAGUCGUCUCGAUCGAUGCGAUCCGAACGCUCGACCACCUCGCUGCAGGAUGCGGUGAUUCAAGAGGACUUGUCAGGAGUCCAUUUUCGCAUGGCAAACCUCUUCCAGGGUAACGGCUCCCCCGUCUCCUCUGCCACACCGUCGCCUCGGAGAAUCCUGGCCUCGCGUGAGCUUGCGCCCGUGGAUAUCAGCCCUCUGCAGUUGCCCUCCGUCUGUCACGCACCCAUCAGUCCUUACUCGAUGAGCCACAGCUCUUCUUUUCCGUCCCCCGUUCGCCAAUGUCGAUUGAUGCGCAGCGCAUAUCGACCGCGCCGUCUUCUGUAA